Molecule: messenger RNA, 4242 nt
Organism: Closterium sp. NIES-67
Lineage: Eukaryota; Viridiplantae; Streptophyta; Zygnematophyceae; Desmidiales; Closteriaceae
Source: the annotation of a GenBank genome assembly
AAAGUGAAGUUGUGGGGUGACUCUAUAUGGAAUUGGGACCUUUGGGGUUGGGGAAAUUUGUCACUCUACUGUAACAGCUGCAAAUUGGUUGGGAACAACCAAGCUUGGUUGGCAAGGGUGGCCAACUUGGUUGGAUUGAGCGAUAUUAAGGACAUUAAGAGGAGUCUACAGAAGUUUGAAGACCCUUCUAGACCCACCAUGGUCUGUGGGUGUGCCUAAGUGGUGUUCUAAAGGUUGGAUGUGUCUUCCGCUAAGGGGAAACUCUGCCGAAAUUUCGUGGACGCCGACACUUGUGAAAAUAUCAAGGGAGCUGAGUGUGGACAGCAAAGGGGAGCUGAAAUUCGUCAUUUCUCAAGGAGAAGAUGAAUGAGAGAGGAGGAGAUGCUAAUGGAAGAGGAGCUGUACCUGAGAAGACAAGUGAGCCGCCACCAUCAAAAGUUGAAGCUUUGGAUGGCUCCAACUAUGAGGAAUGGAGCGGGCGGAUGAGGAGUGCCUUCAAACGCUACAAGCUACUGAAGAUUGCUGUUGGGGAGGAGAAGAUGCCGGAAGAAGGCGAAGCACGUGAACGGUGGAUUGAGAAAAGCACGGUGCUUUUCCACCUCAUCCUUCAAUCGAUCAACAAGGAGAUGUUCGAGCACAUCAAGGAUCUUGUGGAAGCGGAUGAUUCGGGUCCAAGGGCGUGGAAACUACUACGCGAUGUGAUUCAGCCCAACACUCUUCCAAUGGUGAUCGUGCUCGAGAAGGAACUUGCUGCCAUCUCCAUGCAACCAGGGGACGAUGUGAAGCCGGUCCUUGACAAGAUCAAGGACACCUAUGCAAGGAUGGCAGCAGCGGGCAGCAAUUUGCUUGAUGAGGUAAAACCCUCUGGGAAGAUUAAGUAUGUGGCAGCAGCGUCAGGUGCUUUGCUCCCUGUGAUUGGUGUUGGAAAUGCCAAGGUUAAGGGAGCUAAUGGGGAGCUUGUGGGGCUUGGGAAUGUUCUGUUAGUUGAAGGUUUGUCUGCUAACCUUCUCUCUGUGCGACGACUGCAGAAGAGCAAGGCCGAAGUGACCUUUGGACCAACCAGCUGCCGUGCUAAGCUUGGGAAGAAGGUGUUGUGGAGUCUGGAAGAGGAGACCAGCUGCAUCAAGGACCUGUGGCAGCUGCCCAUCAUCCCUUGGAAUGGGAAGGCUCCAACAGCAGCAACGGCAGCAGCAGCAAAGGCAACAGCUGGAGGAGAUGCAACUGCACCAACUGAUGGGGUCCUGGAAGCAGUCAAGAAAGCGCAGCAGCAGCAGAUACAUGGUGAGGUGCUUGCUGGUGUGGAUGCGAGUGCGGCAUGGGCUAAGGCUUCAUUAAGGAGUGGAGAGGCCGAUUGGGAGACAUGGCAUGAGAGGCUGUGUCAUGUGAACUUCCCUAUGCUGCAGAAGUUGGUGAAGGAUGGGAGCCUGAAGGGAUUGGAGGUGAAAGGGGGAGUGAAGGAGAUUGGGAGCUGCCCUACAUGCUUGGAGACCAAGUUCUCCAAGUUCCCCUUCAACAGCACUACAGGACCAGCCAAGACCCCACUUGCACUUGUGCACAUGGAUGUGGUGGGGCCCACAACAGCCCCUUCCCUCUCAGGCAGCCGCUAUUUCUUGACAAUUGUGGAUGACCACACUCAGGCAGUGUGGGUUUACCCUUUGAAGAGCAAGGGGGAGGUGGCAGCGGCUGUCCUUAAGGAGUGGAUGCCUAGAGCUCAGAGGGAAUGCGGACACAAGGUGAAGGUGAUCCGCAGUGAUAAUGGUGGGGAGUUCACUGGAGCUGAUUUUGAGGGGGAGUUGAAGAGGAAGGGGAUCCAACAUCAACUGACAGUGCCCUACAACCCGCAGCAGAAUGGCGUGGCUGAGAGGUUCAACAGGACCCUGCAAGAGGGGGCACGCACUCUCCUUGGGCGUGCAGGGCUGCCUGAUCCCUUUUGGGUGUCUGCACUGAGGCAGGUCGCACUUGUGAAGAACAGGGUGCUGGCUACAGUUGGGGAUAAGGAGUGGAUCCCAUAUGUCAAGUGGUAUGGGAGUGCUCCAGCUGUGAAUAUGCUGAGGGCAUUUGGGUGCAUGGUGGUGUUUCAUGUGCCCAAGGAGAAAAGGGGGAAGUUGGAGGCUUCUGGAAGAUGGGGUGUGCACUUGGGGAUUGCAAAGGAUCACAAGGGGUGGCUGCUAUGGGAUUUGACCACACAAAAGCUGACAGUGUCAAGAGAUGUGAAGUUUCUUGAGUCCCUGUACUACAAGGAAUGGAAGCAGCAGCAACAGAAGCUUCCAUCUACACGGCUCAUUGUUGAGGCAGAUGAGGUGCAGCGGCCUUCAAGACAGGUGGAGGUUGCAGUGUCUGAGGAGGAGAUGUCUUGGGUGACUGAGGAAGGGGGAGCAGCUGAAGUGGAGCAGCAACAACAGCAGCAUGAGUCUCCACCUCGAGUUCCACACCUGCCUGAGCGACCUAGGAGGGAUGUGCGCCCUCCAGUGAGGCUGACCUAUGGGGGAAGAGGCAAGCCGAAUGUUGUGCAGGCUGGGAGUGUGGUUGAGCAGAUUGAGGAAGAUGAGAUCGCUCACUGCUACUGGGCACCAAUCCCUGAGCCCAAGACUCGAGAGGAGGCCUUGAAUGGACCAAAUGGGGAGAACUGGAAGGCGAGUGAGGAUGAGGAGUUCGGGUCUCUGAUUGAGAAUGAGACAUGGGACCUGUGUGACUUGCCUCCUGGGAAGAAGGCAAUCACUUCCAAGAUGAUCUACAGGCACAAGUAUGGACCUGAAGGGGAGCUGACCCGCUACAAGUCUAGGCUUGUGGCACGGGGGUUUCAGCAGACAAAGGGGAAGGACUAUGAUGAGGUGUUUGCUCCUGUGGGGAAAGGAACAACACUGAGGGUGCUGUUGGCGAUAGCUGCACUCCUGGGAUGGAAGAUACGGCAGAUGGACAUUGUGACUGCCUUUCUGAAUGGGAUCAUUCUGGAGGAGGUGUACAUCAAGCAGCCAGAGGGGCUGGAUGAUGGGAGCGGCAGGGUCUGUAGGCUGAAGAAGGCCAUCUAUGGCCUUAAGCAGGCGCCUCGUGCAUGGUAUCACAAGUUGGAGGAGGCGCUGUUGGCUGGGGGUUUCAAGACGAGUGAGUGUGAUCCCAGCCUGUUCCUGCUGCAGGAGAAGGAUGCAAUCCUCAUGCUUUUGGUGUAUGUGGAUGAUAUCCUUCUCUUUUCUGCAUCAACUGCUUUGCUGGACAGCGCAGAGCAGGUGCUGGAGAUGCAGUUCAAGUGUUCCAAGAAGGGUGUGCUGAGGUUGCACCAGAGGAAGUACUGUGAGGGGCUGGCUGAGAAGUAUGGGCUGCAAGAUGGGGGAAAGCCAGCAACACCGCUACCUUCGGGGUUCACUGUGGAGCCAUGUGCUGAUCAGGUGGUAGUGGGUGAGAGUGACAGGAAGCUGUUUCAUUCGAUGGUUGGGUCGCUGAAUUAUGCUGCAAAUGAUACACGGCCUGACAUUGCAUUUGCUAUAUCACGGUUGGCUAGUGUGGUCUCACGCCCUAGUCAUGAGCAGCUGGAAGCGGCCAAGAGGUUGGUCCGCUAUGUGACCGCUACGGCAUCAGUGGGAUUGGAGUACAGUGGAGUGAGGCAGCGGUUGCAAAAAGGUGCUGCAGAUGUGAAAAGUGGUGAGAUGCUCUUGAGUUGCUAUACUGACGCUAGCUUCAACGCAGUGAAAGCGGAUGGCACCAGCAUUGGGGGUUAUGUGUGCUUGCUAGGAGGUGGUGCUGUGAGCUGGCGCAGCAAGAAGCAGAAUGAGGUGGGAUUGUCCUCAUGUGAGACUGAGUACAUGGCCUUAUACCAUGGGGUCAAGAAAGUGGUGUGGCUGAGGCGCUUGUUGGAGGAGUUGGGAGUUGGUCAGGAGAAGCCGACAGUUGUGUUUUGUGACAAUGAGUCUGCUGUGAAGCUCGCCAAGAAUGCUUGUUUGCAUGGGCUGACAAAACACAUAAGGCCUAAGUGGCAUUGGGUGAGGAGACUCCUUGAUAAGGAGGUGCGGCUGGAGAUAGUGAAGACCCAUCAGCAAGCAGCAGAUAUUUUCACUAAGCGUCUGGCGGAGGCGGAUCAUUGGAAGGGCAUGAAGCUUGCUGGGAUGAGUGUGCAUUGAGUAUGCAUGCUUGAGAUGUUGGUAUGGUGGAUGAUGGUUGGCAGCCAGAGGGGGGGAUUGUUGUGUGAUGUCAUCAUAUGCUAUCACAUUCUGUCUGCCUCCCAUCCCUUGUUUCAAUUCGCAUGUAUGG